AUGAGUCCUGCGUCUAUGAUGGGACGUAUUUUUAAGGCGGAGUAUUUUCCUCAUUCCGGAUUCCUAUAUGCACAAUUGGGGUCUAAUCCAUCACUGAUUUGGAGGAGCAUUUGGAGUGCUCGGCGGAUAUUAGAAUUGGGCCUUAGGUGGAAGGUGGGUUCGGGAGUGAAGAUUAACAUUUGGAAUGACUUUUGGUUGCCAGACCCAUAUUUGGAAAAAAUCAAGUCUGCUCGGGUGAGCUCUGUUGAGAGAGUUUCGGAUCUUAUUAUGCCUAAUAUGAGGGUAUGGAAUGAACCUUUGAUUGAUUCCAUUUUUUCCCCUGAAGAGGCGUUUCUUAUUAGAAACAUUCCAUUAUCAUCUUUCCCCCAAGAGAAUCGAGUAGUUUGGGGUGGGGAAGGAUUGGGUAUCUAUAUUGUUCGCAGUGGAUAUAGACUUUUGCUUCAGACCCCAAAUUUUACAAUAAGGGAACAUACGUUGUUUAAACAGAUUUGGGGACUUUCAUGCCCCCCAAAAAUUAAAAUCGCUCUGUGGAAAUUUGUUAAUGCCUAUGUGCCAACUAAGUCCAGUUUGUAUGAUAAACGCAUAGCAAGUGAUCCAACUUGUCCUAGGUGCCAUCUAGAUGUGGAGAACGUGAAUCACGUCUUUCGUUUAUGUGUUUUUGCGAGAGACGUUUGGGUAGCUUUGGAGUAUACUACUCCAGUGCAUGUGCUCAAAUGA
Molecule: messenger RNA, 717 nt
Organism: Gossypium raimondii (Peruvian cotton)
Lineage: Eukaryota; Viridiplantae; Streptophyta; Magnoliopsida; Malvales; Malvaceae
Exons: 1
Coding region: 1-717 (238 amino acids)
Source: RefSeq, a predicted model, not a curated record